AACCGUUAACCACUGUUGAAUGAACUCCACCGGAAGACACACCGACGCGAAUGUUUCUCUGAGAUCUGCUAGACAACUAUUUGUUAAGAUGUGGAAAGCAUUGCUGGACAGGGCUGUCCGUCUGCAGCAGGACCUCCAUCACUUCACUAAGCUCUAUGAUCAAAUCAUGCUGUUUGUGCUCUUGAUGAACACUACAACACAAGUGGCAAUGACAUUUCAAGGUCUCGCACCAGCUUGUGUUUAUGAAGCACUGGAGGCAGUCUUCUUGGCUUUUUAUACGAUGGAGUGCGUGUUAAAGCUCAUAAGUUUUGGCUUAAAAUACUUCAAAAGCAUGUGGAAUAUUCUGGAUUUCUCGGUCACUUUGGUAGGGUUGCUAGACCUUUUUCUGGACAGCAAACAGUAUGAUAGUGAGCGUUUCACCACUUUUUUCCACCUCCUUAAAAUGUUCAAAGUGUGUCGAGCAUUCAGGAUCUUACGCACACUGCGGUUUUUCAGUGGUCCCAAGGUCAUCAUGAAAGUAAUAGGAAAGUCUUUGAAGAUGAAUGGAAUCAUCUUCGUGCUCAUGUUUUGCAUCUUUGUCAUGUUUUCCAUUCUUUUCCGACAAAACUUAAGCAAGUCCGACCCAAAGCGAUUUGGUUCCAUGCUCAAUACCAUGUCUACACUCCUCCAGCUGUUGACACUUGAUGACUGGAUUAACGUCUAUUACACCAGUCGAGACAAUGGUGCACCUGAUGUUAUCAUCUUCAUCGUCUUGUACAUCUUGACUGAAUACUACAUCCUUUUAAGGUUUUCAUUGACACCGUUCACACUUACUGAACAUGUUCACAUUCAGAACAUGGUUGAGGAACAGCCAUCGCCGAUCCAGACGACAGAGCAAAUCAAGAGUGAGCCGACUGACGACCAGACAACCAAGGUUGCUUUCUCAGAAAACUAUUUUAUUGAAGGGAAGAACAUUCGGAUGGAACACUGUUUGAGGAUCCUGGAAGCUCUGGAGAAGAAUCAGCAGUUGUUUCGGAAACAAACCAAUUACCUUUACAGGCUGGUUGACAGCACUGAAAUGGGACCUUCUUUUUACCGUAGAAAGGAAGCAGAUGAGGAUGAACUAGAGGACAGCCAUUGAGAAGAUGGUCUCAUGUAGUAUAUUCACAAUAUAGUAUAUAUGUGGAAUAUAUUCUUUCUCUCAAUUAUAAUAUAGCAUAGCUUGUGUUUAUGCGAGUAUGAUGAGCGUGUUUAGCGUGUUUCCUGCUCUACAUCAGUAUGUGGGAAGCAUUGAUUUCAAUUGUUUGCUGUAAACUAACAGGGUGAGUAAGAAAGAAGCACUUCCAGGGACAGGACAGGGUGCUCUGGUCCCAGGGCAGCUGAUACAGGAGCACUGGAACAACAUCUUAUGUGGUGACCUGCAGGAAGAAAAAGGAUUUCUGGUAAUAAGGCAGCCAACACAAGGAGCUCUGGCACAGAGAGCACUGGGACAGGCAUGACAACACAUCACUAGGAGCUCAAACUCUGGGCAGGCGUUUUGGGUUGUUCACGGCAGGAACUUUUUGGGACCUCUUGUAUUGGUGCAGCCGAGAGUACUGGGUGGUCUUUUCAGGCACUACUGAUACUCAGAAAACAUCACAUAGAGCACUGAGUUUGGGACAGCCAUGAGAUGCAGCCAUAACAGAA
Molecule: messenger RNA, 1665 nt
Organism: Carassius carassius (crucian carp)
Lineage: Eukaryota; Metazoa; Chordata; Actinopteri; Cypriniformes; Cyprinidae
Product: cation channel sperm-associated protein 1-like
Exons: 13
Coding region: 20-1120 (366 amino acids)
Biological process (GO): spermatogenesis; calcium ion transport; regulation of cilium beat frequency involved in ciliary motility
Cellular component (GO): membrane; CatSper complex
Molecular function (GO): calcium-activated cation channel activity; voltage-gated calcium channel activity
Source: RefSeq, a predicted model, not a curated record